Saccostrea cuccullata (small rock oyster) is the source of this 969-nucleotide messenger RNA. RefSeq lists its product as uncharacterized. NCBI's taxonomy places the organism in Eukaryota, Metazoa, Mollusca, Bivalvia, Ostreida, Ostreidae. The coding region runs from base 1 to 657 and encodes 218 amino acids. The transcript has 6 exons. The record is from RefSeq and is a predicted model, not a curated record.
AUGGUCGAUCUGGUUCUCUGUAACAUGAUUGAUUCUCUUUGCGACGAAAUUAUUCAAGAGUUGAACUCCAGCGAUUUCAAGAGAUGGUAUCCUUUGAACGACUGUGGAUUCCUCUGCCUGCUGUGGUUUCUAUUCAGCUUAGGAUUAAUAGCAUUUUGUCUUUGUCCUUUUCUACUGUACUUAAUCAUAGAAGCUGAGAUAUCUCAAUCACAAAUGGCUGCUGUUUGUUCAACUGCGGUAAUCAUACCAUUUGUCAUGACAUGUUGUAUAUUAUGUUGUUGUAGCUGCAAAUAUACAACAUUUUGGGAAGAAUUAGAUAAGGAGAAUUAUGAACUUUUCUCUAUUGUGUGGAAGCACCUAAAGAAAAACUAUACGGAGCAAAAUAUUCUUCCCCUGCUUUCGACAAAUAAAAAGAUAGUUCUGUUGAAUUACGAUAUAGAUCCAUGCAAGCAAUUCAUUAUAUAUGUACUCAAACGGAAAUCUGACGACAUGGAAUCCAUUAAGGAAAUGGCUGACGACCUUAUUCUUGAAUUCAUACGUAAAAACAGAACGAAGCUGGUCGAUUGGACACUUCUUGAGGAUUUUAAAUACAACAGACACAAUACAUACCUCCAGAAAAAGUGCAUUUGUCAACAUCUAGAACCACACAUUGUGUGAACCAGUGAAUUGUUUACUUUGAAAAAAAUUCAACAAUAUAUGUAUGAUCUGUAUGUACUGCUAUUUACUAAGGAUUUCUUUAUUAAUAAUUUAUGAGAUAUAAGUGUAAGGAAGCCGUUUAGCUAUUAUUUGUUUGGGACAGACAAUUGAAGUUUCACAACUUGUGACAAAAAGGAUUCACCAAUUAUUAUAGAAUCUCCAAAUAAUUGGAAGUAAUUGUGAAAACUGUGCUAUAUUGUACAACAUGAAAACAUACUUCUUUACUAUGAUCUUUAUUCAUAUCAUGAACACCCCAGUGUCACGUUUUAAAAC